CAUCACCGUCUCAGCUGUUUCCACCUCUUUCCUCUCCUUUACUGUCGCUUCCUCUCCCAACCUUCCUUUUUCCCCGCCCUCGUUCUAACCCCUGUCUGCUUACGUAUGAGAGAUUCCGUGGCUUCCCGUCGUCGUGGGCACAGGCGGGUGCCGAGUAUAAACUGGAUUCCAAGAAGUUGCCAUUCGCCCAGUCGCACCGACUCGCAAACCAAAGCUGAACUUCAGCGGAGAUAGCACGUAGACUCCAAGGCGCCUCAGGCUAACUCGCAUUCGGCUUUGGUUCGGUAUGGCAACCUGUUCGACUGUGCGGUGCCGUCGGAGCUCCAACACCAGAUUCAACUUCAAAAGCGGUCUCUCGCUGUGGUUGGUACUUUGGUUGGUUCUGGUGAAGCCCAGUCAGGUCAUGAGCUGCCCACGACUCUGUGUAUGCUACCCCUCCCCCAUGACCGUCAGCUGCCAGUCGCAGAACUUCACAGUGGUGCCCCCUGGAGUUCCCUUCGACUCACAGCGUGUGUUCCUGCAGAAUAACCGCAUCACCGAGCUCCGCGUCGACUCCUUCGGCUUCGAGACACAGGUGCUGUGGCUGUACUCCAAUAACAUCACCUGGAUUGAGGCCGGAGCGUUCAGUGAGCUGAGGGAGUUGGAGGAGCUGGACCUGGGGGACAACCCCCACCUGCACCGGCUGGAGGGCGGGGCCUUCCGGGGCCUGGAGAAGCUGCAGAGCCUGCACAUGCACCGCUGCAGGUUGGCCGCCAUGCCCCAUGACAUCUUCCGCAAGCUCUACAGCCUGCAGUUCCUCUACCUGCAGGAGAACCAGCUGCACUUCCUGCAGGAUGACCUCUUUUCUGACUUAGUCAACCUCAGCCAGCUGUUCCUGCAUGGCAACCGCAUCCGCACCCUCUCCGAGAAUGUUUUCAGGGGCCUAGUCAACCUGGACCGCCUGCUCAUCCACGACAACCGCGUGCGGCAGGUCCACCGCAAGGCCUUCCGUGACCUGGGCCGGCUCACCAUCCUCUACCUCUUCAACAACUCUCUGGAGGAGCUGCCAGGCCAGACACUGCGGGACACGUCCUCCAUGCAGUUCCUACGGCUCAAUGGGAACCCCUGGUCCUGCGGAUGCGAGGCUCGCCCGCUCUGGGAGUUCUUCCGCAAGUCGCGUGUGUCCAGCUCCGAGCUGCUCUGCUCCUCACCAUCCCCUCGCCAUGGCCAGGACCUGCGCUUCCUGCGCGAGAUGGACUUUGCCCUCUGCCCACUCCCUGACCCCGGCUCCCUGGCCGGCACCACCACCACCACCUUCAGCACCAAGACCCGCUGGUGGUUCUCCAAGGCCAAGCCUAUCUCCAGCUCCAAGGGCAUGUUUUCCAAGACCGCAGAGACUAUCAAGGCCUUUCCCUUCUCUUCUGCCAUCAAGCCCCACAACCCCCCAAUUUCCUCUUUCUCCUCCAAGUAUGAACUGGGAGAGGAGGAGGCAGCACUCCCCAAAGUGGACCCUGAGGAGUACUGGACCAACUACGGGAGUGAGGAUGCUGCCUCUGUUCGCUGCUUUGAGCUGGACUGCCCUCCCGAGUCCCAACCCCUCCCCCCCUUUUCCUCCUCCCCUGCCUCAUCCUACUGCUCCUCCUCUCUCCUCUUCCUCCUCUCCCUGGCUGCCACAGCCCUCUCAUUUCACCUCCUCUUUGGCUGAAUCUGAACCACUCUUUCUCUGAACCUGUUUCCUAAAAGCCUGCCUUCACCCUUUUCUAUUCUCUAAUUCCUCUUCAAACCUGUUUCUGUUCCAGGUUGAACCGCCUCCCGUCAUCUUUGGGGACUGUGGGAGGGGGUUGGGGUUGUCAUAGUGACAGGGCAUUAGUAGGACGGAAGUAUGCUUUGAUAACUUGGUAGAAGUCAGGACUGGGACAGGGGGAUCAAGAACCCUCCCCUGAUUGACUCUCAGCUGAAUAUGACAACAAUGGAUGCUGACUCGUAGCUGACUAUUGACUACUGAAGAGCUACUAAAUUACUGACUGACUACUUGUUGACUUUGUUAUUGAUUUGAUCAAGUGAAUCUUCUCAGCAACCAACUGUGACUGAGAUACACCCACUGACUCGCCAAGAUAGCAGCCGAUAUGAGAAUGAAUCACAGCCACCAACAUGCUCAGAGCGACAGAGACCGAGCAUGGACGAGUAGGAAGGGGGGGGGGGGGGUCGGUCGGGUCCACGUUGGCCAGGCGGACUGGCAUAAAAGAUAAGCUGUUCAUCCAUGUUGUCUGCCCAUACUUUGUGCCACCCACCCAUCUUGGUUUCCGUGGUGACUGUCAGAGGGAAGAGUGGGAGGUUUCCCCUGGCACUCACUGCCAGCUGUCAGGCCCCUUUUCCUGACCUCUUACCAACCAGAACUCCCCCUGCUGGUUACAGCCCAGAGAGGCAGAACAACAGAGAGAAGCAGGGCUGUUCUGAUGUCAGGGGGGGAGGGGGGUUGCGACUUAAUACGAAUACGAGUAUGGGGUCAUACCCAGGGAAGGAGGGAGGAAGGGUGAGAGACAGUUGAUCUUUCUUGAAGAUGAAUAGGUUUGUGAAGUAAGGGGUACACACAGAUGUUGUGAGGGAAGAGAGAGAAGUGAGAGAAGAACACUUGGAGUUCCUAGCAAUUAAUGCAGGUCGCCUGGUUGCCUUAAUUUCCUCUUAUACAGAAUGGUAACAUGUCAGGCUUGGAAGUUUAAUCCCUGGGUAAUUCUUAUGAGUUUGUGUUUUUAUAGUAUAUAGUUUAUAGAUUUAUUGUGGCCUUUCUGCAUUCUAAAAACAGUUUUUGGGAGGUUGAAGAUUUAUGUUGUAUAUCUUACAAUCUGUGUGUAUGUCAGAGAGAGAAAGAGAGGUAAUGUGUAUGUUUGUGUCUUGUAUGAAAUUGAGAGUCUGUGUGUGUGUGUGUGUGUGUGUGUGUGUGUGUGUGUGUGUAUUUAAAUCUCAGCUUCAAAUGCUGUGACAUGGUGGAUAGAAUGUGAAUAUAAAACAAAAUGAUUAUAACUGUGAUUGUGUUCAUACUUAGAAAAUUAACAUGUGAAUAAACGGUAUCUUUAUUCUAAAAACAA
Molecule: messenger RNA, 3065 nt
Organism: Conger conger (European conger)
Lineage: Eukaryota; Metazoa; Chordata; Actinopteri; Anguilliformes; Congridae
Product: reticulon-4 receptor-like 2
Exons: 3
Coding region: 287-1684 (465 amino acids)
Cellular component (GO): plasma membrane
Molecular function (GO): protein binding
Source: RefSeq, a predicted model, not a curated record